Messenger RNA from Cyclopterus lumpus (lumpfish), 1380 nucleotides. Its product is annotated as amphoterin-induced protein 3-like. The transcript has a single exon. The coding region runs from base 1 to 1380 and encodes 459 amino acids. Gene Ontology annotation, molecular function: protein binding. NCBI's taxonomy places the organism in Eukaryota, Metazoa, Chordata, Actinopteri, Perciformes, Cyclopteridae. The record is from RefSeq and is a predicted model, not a curated record.
AUGGCCUCCGGACUGCGUCCAGGCCCUCUGCUGGUGCUGCUCCUCGUCCUCCCCGGCUCCGAGGAGGCCUGUCCCUCCGUCUGCCUCUGUUUAUCGGACACGGUGAGCUGCAGCUCCAGCGGUCUGACCAAGCUGCCUCUGUCCCUGCCCUCCUUCUCCGUCACCCUCGACCUCAGCCACAACUACCUGUCCUGGCUGUUUCCGGCCAGUUUCAAAAAGAUGCCCCGGUUGGAAAACCUCCGCAUGGCCCACAACCAGCUGGAUUCCCUGGCUGAAGGGGUGUUUCGCAACGCCUCGGGCCUCCGGCACCUCGACCUGUCCUCCAACAAGCUGCACGUGGUGGAGCAGCACUACUUCCAGGGGCUGUGGCGGCUGGAGGAGCUGCUGCUCUUCAACAACAAGAUCACGCAGGUGGAGGGCGGCACGCUGAGCGGCCUGAGCAGCCUGAAGAAGGCCUACUUCAGCAUCAACCAGAUCACCGACUUCCCCUUCUUCUCCAUCCGGGACCACAGUCACCCUUUCCUGACCAUGCUGGACCUCUCGUCCAACCGCAUGAGCCGCCUGCCGUGGGAGGACGUGAAGGCGUUGCCCGGGCUGGUGCAGCGGGGGCUGUACCUGCACAACAACUCCCUGAUCUGCGACUGCUCCAUGUACAGCGUGUUCUGGCAUUGGGACCUGAGGGGCUACAACUCGCUGAGGGACUUUGCGGACGAGCACACCUGCAGCGUGGAGGGGAACCCGCGGGCCUCCAUCCGCUUCCUGCGGCACUCGCGCUUCUUCCGAAACUGCACCGUGGAGAAACCCGUCUCGCUGCCGGUGACCGUGCUGCUCUCGCACGUGACGGUCACCGAGGGGCAGCGGGUGCGCCUGGACUGCCAGACGCCCUUAAGCGGCACGGAGCUCUCGUUCACGUGGCUCUCCACCGGCAAAGGGCGCCUCACCCGGGCCAGCAUGAACGACACCCUGAUGAGCAUGUUUGAUAAUGGCACCUUGGAGAUCGGCGCGGCCAAGGUCAACGACUCCGGCUUGUACGUGUGCACGGCGGCGGAUGUCAAACAGGCGCUGAACGCGACCCGGGAGGUGAACGUGACGGUGCUGCCGCCGCCGCCGCCGGGCUCCUUCAACACCGGCUACACGACGUUGCUGGGCUGCGUGGUGACCACGAUCGGCGUGCUCGCCUACCUCUACAUGACGCCGUGCCGCUGCGGCUGGUGCAAACAGCCCAGGUCGGCUAUCCCGAUCUCGACCUACGACCCCAGCACCCUCACGCCCGUUUUCUCCCCGUCCGCGAGAGACAAAAUAAACACUCACAAGCAUGUGGCGUUCAUGGAGCCCACGAGGAGCGAGGAGGAAGGAACAGAAUGGGCACCCGAGAGUUGA